Molecule: messenger RNA, 456 nt
Organism: Blepharisma stoltei
Lineage: Eukaryota; Ciliophora; Heterotrichea; Heterotrichida; Blepharismidae
Source: the annotation of a GenBank genome assembly
AUGGCAAAAAAUAUUCUGCUGUCAUUUCCAAUGCCUGUGGCUAAUUGAAAGAUAUACAGAAAACCUUGGCAGAUACAUCAGAAAAAACUCGUGGCAAAAGACGUAUGGAGCAAGAUAGUAGGGAUCAAAGACAACACUGAAAAGUGACUGAAAGAGAAAGAAAUGAUGGAACAAAAAGCAAGAGACGCUAUAAUACUUGAUAAAAAAGACAGAAAGGAAGCCUUAAAACACAUAUCUUCAGGAAAAGGGGACGGGUUCUUAGUGAGGAGAGAUUUGAGCUCUAAAGAUGGCCAGCUGAUCAAGAAAAUGAAUGUUUUAUCAGAACAAACAGGAAUGCAAGCCGCCAAGUCUAAGAAAGAGUUUAAAAUGAAAUCUACCAAAACAGAAGUCUCUAUUAUAAGCACGAAAAACUUCGAGCCAAUGAAGAAGGAGAAAUCACAUCGACGCUCUUAUUAA